CACCCAUAUAUCAUAUGAUGAACCCAACCCACCCACCAACUGAACUUAAGUGGUUAGUAGGAAGAGUAUAUGUAGGUAUCCACAACAGGUAACAAGAAUGGUCAUUUCUGCCAUUUCACCCUCCCAACUCCUCUCAUCAUUAAUAAACAAACAGAAGAUUCAUUUAAAACCUCUCUUAUUAAUCACAACCCCCCAAAGAAAAAAAGGAGAAAAGAAAAAUGUCAACCACCGCCACCGCUGCCGCCGCCACCACCACCACCUCUGGCAUCAACGACGCCUUGCGUGACGACGAGCUUCGCGCCGUUUUAUCGAAAUUGGAAGAUGUAAAGGACAAGGAAAACUUCGGGCUGGUUUGUAAGCGCUGGCUUCACUUGCAGAGCACCGCCCGGACCAAGCUUUGUGCCCGGGCUGGACCCCACAUGCUCGCUCGUAUGGCAUCCCGCUUCCCUCGUUUGCUCCACCUCGAUCUCUCUCAGUCCUCUUCCCGCUCUUUUUACCCCGGCGUUACUGACUCUGACCUUUGCGUUAUCGCCGCCGCUUUCCCCUCCUUGAGAAUCCUCUCCCUCCAGAACUGCAAAGGUAUUACUGAUGCGGGACUAAAAGCCAUUGCUGCCGGUCUACCCUAUUUGCAGUCUUUAGAUGUGUCCUACUGCAGGAAGUUAACCGACAAGGGAUUGUCUGCCAUUGCUCAGGGUUGCCAUGAUCUGAGAAUCUUGCAUCUGGCUGGCUGUAGAUUUGUUACAGAUGUAUUGUUAAGAGCUCUUUCUGCAAACUGUAAAAAUUUGGAAGAAUUGGGUUUGCAAGGAUGCUCAAGUAUAACUGACUCAGGUCUCGCUGUACUAGUAGAAGGUUGCUGGAGAUUGAACAAUCUAGACGUCAACAAGUGCAGCAAUGUUGGUGAUGUGGGAAUAUCCAGUGUGUCCAAGGCCUGCUCUUCCUCGCUUAAGACAUUGAAGUUGUUAGACUGCUACAAAGUUGGUGACGAAUCAAUAUUAUCUUUGGCCGAGUAUUGCAAAAAUCUCGAGACUUUGGUAAUAGGUGGUUGCCGGGAUGUUUCAGAUGAACCCCUCAUGCAACUGGCUGCUGCUUGUGGUAAUAGUCUUAAAAAUCUUCGUAUGGAUUGGUGUCUCAAUGUUUCUGAUUCCUCCUUGGAUUGUUUACUUCGGCAAUGCAAGAAGCUCGAGUUUCUUGAUAUAGGUUGCUGUGAAGAGGUGACAGACGCUGCGUUCAGUGGACUUGGAAGUGGACUUUUCAAUCUUCCGAUGAAGAUUUUGAAGGUCAGUAACUGUCCCAAGAUCACUGUUUUAGGGAUUGGGAAUUUGUUAAAGUCAUGCAACUCGCUUGAGUAUCUUGAUUUGCGAUCUUGCCCUCAUGCUACCAAAGCUGCUUGCGACGAGGCUGGAUUGCAAUUUCCAGCAUGUUGCAAAGUUAAUUUCACAGGGAGUUUAACUGAACCAGGUGUGUUAAUCUAGAUUUAAUACUCUUCGGUAAUUCCGAUAUAUUAUUGGUCUUCAGUUUGCAAAUAUGUGGAGAAGAAAAUCAGGUAAUUCUGCUGUUAUUAUUCUUCACCAGAAGUUUCAUUUGGUUUCUGGUGACUUUCAAACCCAUGGGUUUUGGCGCCCUCAUUUUUUUCCUUUUUCUCUGUAAUUAUCCAUCAUCCAAGCUGAAUGUAUAUUAGUGUGUAAUAUGGAUUCACUUUAUUACUUGUACUGAUUUUUUCUGGUUUGUCCAUAUUCAUGAUUUCUUCUGAAUGUUGAACGUCAAGGCUGACUCAUGCAAUUUUUGACAAGGUGUUGGUAUCUUUAGUAAUAUGGUAGUCUCUCUGUCCCACAAAACUGAGUUCCCUCCAUACUGAGAUCUGCUCCCAGAAUUUUGAAACACAAUGAAUGGUUUUGAAAGGUAUAAACAGUAUUUUGCAGCAUAAGAAUGAAUAGAAACCGAAAGAACAUCAUGCUGGCAGUUUUGUCUCAGGAAGAGAAUUAUGCACCAUUACUUUAGUCAUCUUGGAAUUUUAGAUUUUGGCAGUUAAGACAUAACUCUUUCCAGCGACCCUUUCGCUUGAAGGCAAGAAUCCAUGGCCUUCGGCAAUCGCCAGUGCUACCAGCCCUAGUUGUGUUGAGAGCAUUCUCAAGAGUAGAGAACUGGUCAUAUAAAAGUAGCAUGCAUCUACUCAGAUUUAGUUCUGAUCCUAUACCCAGCUGAGUUUUAGACCAAAGUUCCUGCAAUGAGGAGCCGCCUCCAAACAUAGUUACAAGCACAACCCACGAUUUGAGAGUCAUCCUACUUAUGAGUCUUGAGUUACAUCCACCAUUGGCUUCCACUCAUAACAAUCUAGAACCUUGCUGCUUGAGUUCAGCCAAGCAAUGAUGAGAAAUGAAGAUUCCAUGGGAAGAGCGGUUCCCAUUUCGAUAGUAUUUUUCAUGCUGUUGGAAGCUUGUUUGUAAAUGAGUUUCUGAGAAUUCUCUUGCGGGAAGGAGCUGUUGGGUGUGUGGAGUAUACUGAAAUAGAUACGACACUGUUGUUUUCAUAAAAGGAAACUAGCGUCAUGUCACUUUGGUGCUUUGCUCCAGGAACAUUAGUCAACACCAGUCCCGAAGUGCUUUGGCGCAUCUACUAAUCUAGAGAAUACUAACUCUGAUUCCCUGUUAUUCCGUUUUCACCAAUCUUCUACGAAGAAGAACACGAGUUGAAUGGACCUAAGAGGGACUUCGUAACAGAGACGAGAAAUGUAGCACCAUCUAUAUUGAAGUUGAACCAUUUGUCAAAGCAGCUUUGGCAUCCGCUUUUGUGUAAACUGGAUGUUGUGCUCCACGACCUCGAUUGCAGUCUUCAAUGGCUCUUGGUAUAGCUUACUAGUAUCUUUUAUAAGAGGCAAAGGAAGUGCUCCUUUUGUUUCAUAGUAUAAUUAUUAUUUAGUUUAGAUUUUUAAUUUUAAUACAAUUUGAGCUAAACUGAAAAAUCCAAACU
Molecule: messenger RNA, 2967 nt
Organism: Oldenlandia corymbosa var. corymbosa
Lineage: Eukaryota; Viridiplantae; Streptophyta; Magnoliopsida; Gentianales; Rubiaceae
Source: the annotation of a GenBank genome assembly